Messenger RNA from Sphaeramia orbicularis (orbiculate cardinalfish), 5050 nucleotides. RefSeq names its product ADAM metallopeptidase domain 12b (gene adam12b). The record is from RefSeq and is a predicted model, not a curated record. NCBI's taxonomy places the organism in Eukaryota, Metazoa, Chordata, Actinopteri, Kurtiformes, Apogonidae. Gene Ontology annotation, biological process: proteolysis. Gene Ontology annotation, molecular function: metalloendopeptidase activity. The transcript has 23 exons. The coding region runs from base 371 to 3301 and encodes 976 amino acids.
CCUUCAGUGUGUGCUUUCUGUUCCUCCCCGCAGCUUCUAUGACUUAAACAACACCUCCACCCUGAAACCUCCAGCCAACACAUGUAUUUCCCCCCAGACACUUGUGCGUCAAACGGCGAAAACUUUUUGACAGCUUCCCUGUUGGAGUGACAGCCUGCCGCAUCUCGUUGGAGUCUGGUGGAGAAGCUUUUCACUCCCCCCACCUACCCACCCACUUCUGUUUUCCUAUCCUUUCCAGUCCUGUGUGCAGAUUUUGUCCCCCUUUGCUUUCAACCUGUCACCUGGGUGUAGUGUCUGCGUCCUGGUGCCAACAUAACGCGGUCUGACCGGAGCGUUGACGCCGGGUUCACCCCACCUCAACCCGGGCAUCAUGAGGAGCUGGCGGCGGCGGAGGGAGAACUUUGCUUUUCUGCUUUUCGAUCUCCUCUUGUGCCUGUCCACGGCAGCAGAAAAUGCUGACAAUACAGUUUACAACACGCAAGAAGGAAGUCGUACGGACAAAGGAGGAAAGCUGGACGACACAGCAAAACCAGAACGCUAUGAGACCACCAUACCGCUACUACUGCAAGGCCAGGAGCGCAGACCUCUCAGCCAGCUCAAAACUGGGAACUAUCCCACGUCACUCCAGCUGCUAGUUCGGGCGGAAGGCACACAGCUGAUCCUGUUGCUGGAAAAAAAUGAGGGUCUUUUUGCAAGCCAUUACACUGAGACACAUUACCUGGAGGAUGGAAGUGCAGUCACCGGUGCUCACAACUUUACGAAUAACUGUUACUAUCACGGGGUCGUUUUGGAGCAACCAAACUCCGAUGUCACCCUCAGCACCUGCUCAGGCCUUCGAGGCUUCAUCACACUUGAAAACAAGACAUUUAUCAUCGAGCCAGUGCCCGGUCAUGACACGGCUGCCCACUUCAUAUACCGAGUGGAAGAGCUCACACUAACCCCAGGAGCCUGUGGCCACGGUUUCAAUAUGUCCUCUGCUGGGCCCAAAACCCACAUCAUAAGCCCUGUCCAAUCCUUCCACUCCAGGCAUAAAAGACACACUCAGAAAACAACCAAAUAUGUGGAGCUGAUCAUCGUUGCAGACAACAGAGAGUUCCAGAAGCAGGGAAAGGACGUAGAGAAAGUAAAGCAGAGACUGGCAGAGAUCGCGAAUUAUGUGGACAAGUUCUACAGGGCUCUGAACAUCCGAGUGGCCCUGGUGGGUCUGGAAGUGUGGAGCGACUCUGAUAAAUGUCCCAUCACCCAGGAUCCUUUCACCACCCUGCACGAGUUCCUGGACUGGAGGAAAGUCAAACUGCUGCCCCAGAAGCCUCAUGACAACGCUCAGCUCAUAAGCGGCGUUUAUUUCCAGGGCACUACCAUCGGCAUGGCGCCCAUUAUGAGUAUGUGCACCGUUGAGCAGUCCGGAGGUAUUGUCAUGGAUCACUCGGAGAAUCCUCUGGGUGCAGCCGUCACUUUGGCACAUGAGCUUGGACACAACUUUGGCAUGAACCAUGACACUCCAGAGCGUGGCUGUGGCUGCAGGAUGACUGUGGAUCGUGGUGGCUGUAUCAUGACUCCCUCCACAGGGUAUCCAUUCCCAACAGUAUUCAGUACGUGCAGUAAGAAGGACCUCGCUGCCAGUCUGGAGAAAGGCGUGGGCAUGUGUCUUUACAACAUGCCUGAGGUCAAGGUGCUUUACGGUGGCCAAAAGUGCGGAAAUGGUUACGUGGAGGAAGGAGAAGAGUGUGACUGCGGAGAGCCGGAGGAAUGUAUGAACCCAUGCUGCAAUGCCACAACGUGCACCCUGAAGGGGGAUGCAGUGUGUGCCCAUGGACAGUGCUGCGAAGACUGCAUGCUCAAACCGGCUGGGACCCUAUGUCGAGAGUCCAGUAACUCAUGUGACCUGCCUGAGUUCUGCACCGGUGCCAGCCCUCACUGCCCGGCCAAUGUUUAUCUGCAUGAUGGUCACGCCUGCCACAACGUGGUGGGCUACUGCUACAACGGCAUCUGCCAGACACACGAACAACAAUGCAUCACCCUGUGGGGACCUGGAGCCAAACCUGCUCCAGGGAUCUGCUUUGAACGAGUCAACUCUGCAGGAGAUCCUUACGGGAAUUGUGGGAAGGAUUCCAAAGGCUCCUUUGCCAAAUGUGACGCAAGAGAUGCAAAGUGUGGUAAAAUUCAGUGCCAAGGAGGAGCCAACCGACCAGUGAUUGGAACAAACGCCGUUUCUAUUGAAACCAACAUCCCGCUCCAGGAAGGGGGGCGGAUUCUGUGCCGAGGAACGCAUGUUUACCUCGGUGAUGACAUGCCGGAUCCUGGACUGGUUCUGGCUGGUACGAAAUGUGGAGACGGCACGGUCUGCCUGAAUCGCCAGUGCCAGAACGUCAGUGUCUUUGGUGUGCAUGAGUGCUCUGGGAAGUGCAAUGGACGUGGGGUGUGCAACAACAAGAAGAACUGUCAUUGUGAAGCACAUUGGGCACCUCCAUUCUGUGAAAAAGCAGGAUUUGGAGGUAGCAUUGACAGCGGGCCGAUGAGAGUGGCAGAUGUGCGUGUGUGUGUAUUAAUGUGCGUGUUGUCAUAUGUGGCAUCAGCUGACAGUGUGGUCAUUACUGUGGCCAUCCUGGUGACCCUGGUCAGCCUGCUGAUAGUUGCUGGAGUUCUAAUAAUGAAGAGGAAGACUCUACUGCGCCUCCUGUUCACUAAUAAGAAGAGCACCUUGGAGAAACUCAGAUCUGUGGAAACCAACAGACCAACCAGCCCCAUCAGGACCCAGUCCCUGUACAGACCAACACCACUGCGUAAACCACCUCCUAAACCUACCGGAGCCAACAUUUAUAAGCCAUCCUUCCUGAGUGCGGAGCCUCUUCUCCCUCCCCACAACUUCCACUCUCACAGUUUGCGCCGGCUGCCUUUCUACCAGCCGCUGCACAUCAGCCAACCCAUGCCGGUGUCACUGAGUGUGGGCCAGCCCACCCUGCCUCCUCUCCCAGCCCACCAGAGGGUCCUCCCCACCCACACGUCCCUAUCGCCACCUCGAGGGCCACCUUUCCACACUCUGCCCCGCCAGCAGUCGGCAUACAGAAUGGACCAGGACUUCGAGAAGCCCAGUCCACCCCAGAAGCCCCUCCCUGCCGACCCACUAGGGAGGACUUCUCGACGGGGUCACAGUCCCUCUGCUGCAGGGAUCCGCGUCCCGGGCACUGGACCCCUCCCCAUCCCUAUCCCAACCGUUCCCAGACCUCCACCCACUAUUCCUUUACCCAGCAGACCUGUGCCGGUGUUACCCUACAGACCACCAAAGACAACGGACUCCUGAGCUCUGGACCUUGUGGACGAAUGGAUCUCCUGCUAACGGAUGGAGACUUUAUUGAUUUGCACUAACUACUCGGAGACUCUGCGGGAUCUUUUUUGGACAGCUGAAAGUGUCACAAACUUUCUAAAAACAAUGGGCGCUUAUCACAACUGGGUGCCACGCCUCUUUACGGUGCUAUGUUGUCCUCACUCAGGUACCAAUGAACUAUUUACCUAUUUAAUAUUUAACUUCACUAUUAAUAGUUUGUGCAACAAGCACAGAUUUCUUCCCAAGGAAAAGUUUUAAAAAAUACAAACAUGUUGUCAUAUAGGACAUUUCUUUUGCAUUUUUUUGGUGAUUUUUAUACUUUUUUCUUAGAUAAAAUGCUUAAAUAUAAUGUUUUUAUAAGCAAUGAUAUUGCUUGGAAAAAUUGUAGUGCAAACACUUUGCUUUGGACAAAGACAAAGGGAAAUGCAGCACAACUCCAGUCAUCAUUGCAAGUCAGUGGAGCGGUGCAAGGAUUUGUGUCAGUAUUCAGUUAUUCAUGUUUUUAUAAUGCAUCAGAUUCUAGAUGCAGCUUGUCCAUCUGUGCCACCAUCGUGCUAUACAACAGUAUAACACAUUAAUGGCGUUCAGUGUCUAGGUUUAUAAUCUACAUGACUGGGUAAAAGAACUCACUUCAAAGCCUUGAACCACAUUUUAUUACCUUUUUAUUAUUUUAUAAAUCUACUCUGGUCAUGUCAGACGCUCCCACUUAGCCUCCUCCAUUUCCUUAUAAGUGCAUGUUUGCAGUGAAGUGCAAACAUAAAAAGUACUUCUCACACAUUCUGCACCGGCUAUGACACACCGCUCGGAGCAUUUGUUGGACCCUGGGCACAUUCUCCUGAUACUGGCAGAGGCUUCAGUCCGAACAGGUUUGACAGACUGAUUGUGUUCCAGAGAAUUACUACAGCAACACCAAAUAAUUCAACAUCGACUGGUGUUUGUAUGUUUAACAUUUUCACUCACUUAGUAUGUGACUGUGUGAGCCAAGAAGGAUGACUUCAGCGCUGUGUGUGCUCUCCAAACCCCUCCUCCACCGUGACCAACGAGAUGUGUUAUCGUGUCUGUCCGUCUUUCUUCGCCUUCACUACAUUCCAUCAGGAUUUUGUAUGUUUUUAUUCUUGGACUGAGACUAUUCACAGCACAGGUCAUUAGAUUACAAGCUUGGCGUUGCACUUUUGAGUUAUGCACUUUUUUUGUCAUUUGUUGUCGAUUUGCAAUUUUUGAGAGAAUGUCAGUGAUUGUUUCAGUGUAUAUCACUAUCAAACUUUUCCAUUUUAUACGUGCUGUUUGUCCAGAUGCAGUACGUAUUAUUUCACCGCUGUCAGUUGGAAACAGGCACCAGUAAUGCACUACAUAACUUAAGUUGCAUCUGUGUACAUGAGUGUGCAAGUAAAGAUUAUUCAUGUUUCAGAAGUGUUCGAGAGUUACACAGUGAACAGUCCGAGUGCUGUAACUCCACCGUGGUGAAAAAAUGUGUUAGUGUUGUGUCAAUUAAUUGUUGUUCAAUGUUUAUGUCAUUUGUAAAUCCAAAAUGUACUGUGCUUAUUUGCAUAAUUGUAACACAAUCGAAAGCCAUUGUGAAUUGUACAUAUUUUACGUUGAUGAUCAUAUCUUUUUUUUUCUUUUACUUUUUUUUAGAAGCACAGUAUCAUAAGAAUUACUUUGAGGCCCUGCCCUGUUUACACUGGUUAGUGUAAAAAAUAAAUAAAUAAGCAUUUUGACAUUUCA